AUGCUUGGGCAACUUUUUUAUGCAAAUCUUAGCAUGCCUGGUCAGCUUGAAAAAGCUGUGCACCUUGGCUUUUGUGAUCAGCACGAGCAUUUGUGGACACAUAGUAAAGAUCUAAGUCGAGUAGCAAAUCGGUUUCAGGUGCUAUACUAUGCAUUGUCGAUCUGCACACUGGGCAUAUUUCGACUACUUCUACACUGGAAGCCGGACUGGUACAUCAAGGUGAGAGCGACGCGAUGCGCUCACGACGUCGCACAGUACAUUAAUGUGAUUGACGAGCACAAUGUCGAAGCAUUUCGACCUGUACGCGUGCACACGAAGGAAAACGGGGCAUCACCUACUCUUCCAAAGGGUGAUGGAACUAUGAAGAAAGUUGACUACAUCCGUUACUUCACUUUUCGAAAGCUGAAGUAUAUCUGGAAAACUGAGGUGGACGAAUGGGUUUCAUCUGCAGAUCUCGACAGCCAUAUCCCAAUCAAGCAUUUUCAAUCAGUGCUUGAAUCCGGGACUGGACUGACAGAAGAGGAAGUUCAAUGCAGACGGGUCACUUAUGGAUCGAAUUUGAUAGACGUUAAGCUGAAACCGAUUCUAGUACUUAUUUUCAUAGAAGCUAUUUCUCCUUUUUAUAUUUUUCAAGUGUUUAGCGUUUCAAUUUGGUUCUCAGAUGAAUACGAGUACUAUGCGUCUAUUAUUGUUCUUAUGUCUGUCAUGUCCAUUGCUAUUGAUGUCUACCAGACAAGGUUGGUAUUUUAUUAUUGGUUUUCAUUCUUCUUUUCAAAGUCUGUUUACAGAAGUCAAGAAAGGAAAUUACGUUCUAUGGUGCAAUCCUCAAACGAGGUAGAUGUUUUAAGAGCCGAUGGAGUGAAAACCAUCAACAGUGAAGAGGUGGGCGAAGAUUUUUUUUAA
Messenger RNA from Cylicostephanus goldi, 903 nucleotides. The record is from the annotation of a GenBank genome assembly. Lineage: Eukaryota; Metazoa; Nematoda; Chromadorea; Rhabditida; Strongylidae.